CCUUCUUCCCCAACCUGCAAAUCCCUAACGUUCCCAAAAUUCACUCCGGCGAACAAUUCCGGCAUUGUUGCAGAGAAAAUGGGAAACGCCGAUCAAAUGUCGUCCGACGAAUACUCCGCGGAAUUCGAGAGCGGUGCUAGCCGCCGCGUCGCCGUUCCGCCGCCGAAGCCGUUCGUGCAGUCGCUGAAGAACACGCUGAAGGAGACGUUCUUCCCCGACGACCCGCUCCGGCAGUUCAAGGACCAGCCGCCGCGGAGGAAGCUCCUCCUCGGACUUCAGUACUUUUUCCCCAUCCUGGAAUGGUCCCCGCGCUACACUCUGAGCUUCUUCAAGUCCGACCUCAUCUCCGGCAUCACCAUCGCCAGUCUCGCCAUUCCUCAGGGCAUCAGCUACGCCAAACUCGCGAAUCUGCCCCCAAUCCUCGGCCUAUAUUCCAGCUUCGUACCGGCGCUGGUGUACGCCGUGAUGGGGAGUUCGCGAGAUCUGGCGGUGGGGACCGUCGCCGUCGGAUCGCUCCUCAUGGCGUCGAUGCUCGGAAAGGAGGUGAAUCCGCUAGAGAAUCCUCAGCUCUACCUUCACCUCGCCUUCACUUCGACGCUAUUCACCGGCCUCUUCGAAGCCGCCCUCGGCAUUUUCCGGCUAGGUUUCAUAGUCGAUUUCCUAUCGCACGCUACGAUCGUCGGAUUCAUGGGCGGAGCAGCGACGGUGGUGAUCCUCCAGCAGCUCAAAGGCGUGCUCGGCCUCGAGCACUUCACCCACGCUACGGACGUUGUCUCGGUCAUGCGAUCCGUCUUCUCGCAGACGCACCAGUGGAGAUGGGAAAGUGCAGUGCUGGGAGUUGUAUUCCUUUUCUACCUACUGAUUUCCAGAUACUUUAGUAAGAAGAGGCCAAACAUGUUCUGGGUAUCAGCAAUAGCACCAUUAGCAUCGGUGAUAUUGGCAACUGUGUUGGUGUACUUUACGCAUGCUGAGAAACAUGGCAUCCAAGUGAUUGGUCAUUUGAAGAAAGGGUUAAAUCCACCCUCAAUAAUGGACCUGAAUUUCGAUUCCAAUUACCUGACACUAGUUGUCAAAACUGGCAUUGUCACGGGCAUCAUUUCCUUAGCUGAAGGAAUAGCAGUGGGGAGAAGCUUUGCAAUGCUGAAGAACUACAACAUUGAUGGCAACAAAGAAAUGAUUGCUUUUGGGAUGAUGAACAUUGCUGGUUCUUGCACUUCUUGUUACCUCACCACAGGUCCAUUUUCGCGAUCGGCCGUAAACUUCAACGCCGGGUGCAAAACAGCCGUGUCGAACAUCGUGAUGGCGCUGGCGGUGAUGGUAACGCUGCUGUUCUUGACUCCCCUGUUCCAUUAUACGCCCCUUGUCGUUCUUUCGUCAAUCAUUAUCGCUGCCAUGCUCGGCCUCAUCGACUACGAAGCAGCCAUCCAUCUCUGGCAUGUCGACAAGUUCGACUUCCUUGUCUGCCUCAGUGCCUAUCUUGGCGUUGUCUUCGCCAACAUCGAAAUUGGCCUUGUCUUGGCCAUUGGGCUGUCUGUCCUAAGGGUGCUAUUGUUUGUAGCAAGACCGAGGACAUUAGUUCUAGGAAACAUUCCGGAUUCUAAGGUUUACCGAAGCGUUGAUCAUUACGAAAACGCGCAGAAUGUUCCCGGGAUUCUGAUUCUCGAAAUCGACGCUCCAAUCUACUUUGCAAAUGCAAACUACUUAAGGGAGAGGAUUUCGAGAUGGAUUGACGAAGAAGAAGACAGAGUGAAAAGAUCGGGAGAAACAGACUUGCAGUACAUUAUACUUGACAUGAGCGCCAUUGGAAACAUCGACACAAGUGGUAUUAGCAUGCUCGAUGAGGUUAAGAAGAUCAUUGAUCGACGAGGGCUCAAGCUAGCACUGGCGAAUCCGGGAGCGGAGGUGAUGAAGAAGAUGAACAAAUCGAAAUUCUUGGAAGAAUUAGGGCAGGAAUGGUUGUUCUUGACAGUUGGCGAGGCUGUCGGGGCCUGCAACUACAUGCUUCAUAGCUGCAAAACAGCAGAUCCUUGUGUUAAAUAUAGCAAUAAUGUGUGAGCUAAGCUACCAAUGGCAAAUAGCAAUUAGGAAACAGUGUCUGCAAUCACGAGAGGGUCAGAUUUUAGCAGUGCCUAAGGCACUCUUUCCUCCCAUGCUAUAUAUAUAUUUGUUUGUGUUUAAGAUGUAUCGAAUAGUCGUGUAUCUAUUUUUCUUGUAUUGAAAAUGAAGAGCAAAAAAAAAAAAAAAUUCAAAAAAUUAUAAAUAGAUAUCGAAAUGAAGUCAUACCUCAUGUGUAGAAGGCUUAAUGCAUGCGCAAAACCGUAUUUUCUUAGGCCUUUUGUAAGUUCUUCGACUCA
Andrographis paniculata is the source of this 2354-nucleotide messenger RNA. RefSeq names its product sulfate transporter 3.1-like. Gene Ontology annotation, cellular component: membrane. Gene Ontology annotation, biological process: transmembrane transport. The transcript has 12 exons. Gene Ontology annotation, molecular function: secondary active sulfate transmembrane transporter activity. NCBI's taxonomy places the organism in Eukaryota, Viridiplantae, Streptophyta, Magnoliopsida, Lamiales, Acanthaceae. The coding region runs from base 79 to 2055 and encodes 658 amino acids. The record is from RefSeq and is a predicted model, not a curated record.